AUGUGGGUAGAAAAGGGACAUCCAAAAGCCGCUUCUUUGAAAACUGUCCCAUUGUUGUUUCUAGAGCUUUCUGCAGAACUCUUUGAUGGAAAUAGUACCUCUGGUAAUCUCAGCUAUGCCACAUCCCAAACACCAUCGGGACAUGGAUCAUCUUCUUUCCAUGCCACACCACUACAACUUAUGGACACCCCUUCUGUUAAUAUAGAUGAGGAUGAUAUCUUUUCCAAUCAUACCACUCAGCCACCACCUUCUGCUGCUUCAAUUUCUGCUGCUUCACCUUCUGGUAACCCCAACAAAAGAGCUAAACUCUCAACUCUUAGACCUCGAGCUAGUGCCUCACUUGAGCCACCUUCUAGUGUCUCCCCUAAAGCUUCUAUUACUGCUGAUGAUUUAGCAUUGGAGAUGCAGAAAGCUCUACGACAUUUGACUCAAGGGCCAACAAUUCCCUAA
This is a messenger RNA of Lactuca saligna, 450 nucleotides long. Lineage: Eukaryota; Viridiplantae; Streptophyta; Magnoliopsida; Asterales; Asteraceae. The record is from the annotation of a GenBank genome assembly.